ACACAUUCACACAACAAAUAUUAUCAUAAAGAAAAUAAAAACAAUGAGUGAGCUUUUCGACUCUCUCCCCACUUGGGAUCUCCAUAACAUUGGAUCACUCUUCAACCAAAACUUCAAUUUAGAUGCAUGUUACGACAUUGAUGAAUCGCCAGAGCAUGUUCUCCAUUCGCCGGAGGUGGAUAUUAUCGGCGACGUAUCCACCGGCUACCUCGAAGAUGCACUUAUCGAAUUCAGUGUGAAAAGGAAACGGAGACGUCUUUCGUUCAACGCUGAGGACAAGCCACAUAAUCACUUUGGCAAUUUUCAGAAUGAUUGGGGAAUCUCUGAGAUUUAUAGCUGCACGAGUAGUCAGUUUGCAGAAGAAUCUCCAAAUUCAUCCAUCAAAAAAAUUUCAGAUACCUCAAAUCAUUCGAAACACUCUCUCGAGCCUUCGUCCACUUCAAAGAAAAAUUACAAUGACAAGAAGAAGAGAGUGGUGUAUCCGUUUGGAGUGGUGAAACCAGGUGGUAGAGAAGAAGAUGUAACCCUAAAUGACAUAAAUAAGAGGAUUCUCAUGCCGUCAUCUCGGCCAGUUCGGCAUCCGGUUGGAGCAUUUGCAUGCCGUCCGUGUCUCUCUGCUCAUGGACCGGGUCUUUCAGGCAAAGCCGUGGUUGCUUUCACGAAGAUACAAACAUUAGGGAGGGGUACAAUUACUAUAAUAAGAACUAAGGGGUGAGAUAUGUAAUAUUGGCAGUAAUACUGGCGAUCUCUUAUAGAUAGUUUGUAAUCGAGACGAUGAGACAAAGUUAAUCAUUGGUUGGCAUGUUUAAACCUGUUGUUGUAUAUAAUGAAAAAGAUGGAUAUAUAUAUAUAUGCAUGGUUAUAUUAUGAAUUAUUGUAUAGUUUCUU
Eruca vesicaria subsp. sativa (arugula) is the source of this 888-nucleotide messenger RNA. The record is from the annotation of a GenBank genome assembly. NCBI's taxonomy places the organism in Eukaryota, Viridiplantae, Streptophyta, Magnoliopsida, Brassicales, Brassicaceae.